UCUUCUUCUUGCUAACACAUUAGCUUGUUUCAGCCAACUAGCCAACAGUGGUAGGAUAACGGUAGUAAACACAAAGCCUUCAACUCUUUUCUCAAAGAUAUGGGGAAAAAGCACAAGAAACAUAAACCGGAAUGGAUUACAGUAGCUGACUUUGAGGACAAGGCUCUUGAGAAACCCCUCAAGAUCAAACUCAAAGUUGGAGGAAGUGAGGUGACGGAGCUCUCUGGCUCAGGACUCGACUAUGACGACAGGUCAGACCACGAGCGAGAACGACACAAAGAGAAGAAGAAAAAGAAGAAGAAAAAGUCAGAAAAAGAUAAAGACAAGUAUGUGGAUGAGGAGGACAGAAGGCGACGGAAGGAGGAAAAGAGGAAAAAGAGGGAGCGAGAGCAGAAUGAAUCGGAGGCUGCAGCUGCUGGAGCUGCUGGCACGGCCCCCAUUGAGCCAUUCAUUCUGUCUAAAGCCAUAAGCAUUGGGUUAGAGCCAGAGGAGACAAAAAAGAAAAAAGAGAGGUUUGAAGUAGAUACUGAAAUGGAAGAGUUUCACAGUGUGAAGGUGGAGGGGGAGCAGCCGGGAGACAGACCAGUCAGAGCAUGCCGCACACAGCAAGAAAAUGAGUCCACUCCUCGCCAACAACUGCUGGAACACUUUUUAAGGCAGCUGCAGAGGAAGGAUCCCCAUGGAUUCUUUGCGUUCCCGGUAACAGAUGCGAUUGCUCCUGGCUACUCGUCGAUCAUCAAGCAUCCCAUGGACUUCAGCACCAUGAAAGACAAGAUCAGGAACAACGAAUACAACACAGUGACUGAGUUCAAGGCGGACUUUAAGCUGAUGUGUGACAAUGCCACGGUGUACAACCGACCGGAGACGGUCUACUACAAGGCUGCCAAGAAACUGCUCCAUACGGGAUUCAAGAUGAUGAGCAAAGACCGACUUCUAGCCUUGAAGCGCAGCAUGUCUUUCAUGCAGGACAUGGAUUUCACGCAGCAGGCAGCCAUUUUAGGAGAUGAGGACCUGCCUGCUGAUCUCCCUCUCCCAGAAGCGACCCCCCUCCAAGUGGAAUCUACCAGAAAGCCCAAAAAAACACCAGUUAAAGACAUUAACUACCUGUUUGAACCAGAGGGAAACGCUUGCAGCCUGACUGACAGCACAGCAGAGGAACAUGUUCUGGCUCUGGUGGAACAUUCUGCAGAUGAAGCUCGGGAUCGCAUCAACAGAUACAUGCCAAACUCCAAGAUGGGUUAUUUACGUAAAGAUGCAGAUAGCAGUCUACUGUAUACCGUUGUAAACCAGCUUGAUCCUGAUGCUGAAGAAGAGGAGACCCAUAAAGUUGAUCUUAGUUCUCUUUCAAAUAAGCUUCUGCCCGGUUUGACGACAUUAGGGUUCAAAGAGGAUAGGAGACAUAAAGUGACAUUUCUCAGCAGUGCCUACAACAUCCAGAGCCUUCAGAAGAACUCCGUAUUUCCAGACCUGCAGUCUGAUGAGACCGACAUGCUGUAUUCAGCGUAUGGAGAUGAGACAGGAGUACAGUGUGCUCUGAGCGUACAGGAUUUUGUGAAAGGCUGUGGAAGUGUCACCAAGCGCUGGGUCGACGACCUUCUGGACAAGAUGACAGGAGGCGAUCAUUUAAAGGCCGUCAGUCAGAUUCGACAGAAAAGAAACAUAAUGUUGAAACCUGAUGAAACCAAGUCCAGCAUCUGUGACAUGCAGAUGUCCGACGGGACUGGCCUUGGUGAGAGCAGUUCAGUGCUGGACUUCAUGUCAAUGAAGAGCUAUCCUGAUAUGUCCCUGGACAUUUCAAUGCUCAACCCAUUAGGUAAAACAGUAAAAAAAGAGCCAGGGAACGAAGAAGGACUCCAGCACUAUGAUGACACUGAUAAACUCCUGCAGGAGUUCCAGGAGGCUCAGGCUGAAAGAGUCUGCUCCAGACCUUCAUCCAACCUCUCCUCGCUUUCAAACGCCUCCGAACGAGACCAACACCACUUAGGGAGCCCAUCACACCUGGGUGUCGGGGAUCAUACAGAAAUGGUUCACGAUCCCUAUGAGUUCCUGCAGUCUCCAGAACCAGAGGGCUCAGCCAACAGCUGAUCACAUUCACAGACGAGUCGUAAUGCUGAUAUUAACAGCACCGGUUUCAUAGUGAUCGAACACGACCGGAUCCUCAGAUUUCUUAAAAAGCCUGAAAAUUAAUGUACAGACUGUAUUGUAUUUGUGUUUUGUAUCAAGGAAACCUUCAAGAAUAAAUACUUGCAACUACAUUCAUAAGUGUA
This is a messenger RNA of Poecilia reticulata (guppy), 2267 nucleotides long. RefSeq names its product bromodomain containing 9 (gene brd9). Gene Ontology annotation, cellular component: nucleus. Lineage: Eukaryota; Metazoa; Chordata; Actinopteri; Cyprinodontiformes; Poeciliidae. Gene Ontology annotation, biological process: regulation of transcription by RNA polymerase II. The record is from RefSeq and is a predicted model, not a curated record.